Clunio marinus is the source of this 186-nucleotide messenger RNA. NCBI's taxonomy places the organism in Eukaryota, Metazoa, Arthropoda, Insecta, Diptera, Chironomidae. The record is from the annotation of a GenBank genome assembly.
AUGAUCCAAAAAGUGACGCAAAUAAAAUUCAGGCUCGAGCAUAUUCCUGCGUUACUAAUCGUCCCGAAAACUAGCCUUAAGGUCAUAGUAACUAAGGGCUUUAAUCCCGCGCGCACUACUGUGCUUUGUCACAAACAAGUUUUUGCCAGCAAAAACUUACCUUAUCGUCAUAGUGCUAAGGCUUAA